Molecule: messenger RNA, 3326 nt
Organism: Castor canadensis (American beaver)
Lineage: Eukaryota; Metazoa; Chordata; Mammalia; Rodentia; Castoridae
Gene: Amfr
Product: autocrine motility factor receptor
Biological process (GO): ubiquitin-dependent protein catabolic process; endoplasmic reticulum unfolded protein response; protein K48-linked ubiquitination
Cellular component (GO): ubiquitin ligase complex; cytosol; endoplasmic reticulum
Molecular function (GO): ubiquitin protein ligase activity; ubiquitin binding
Source: RefSeq, a predicted model, not a curated record
CGCGCCGGCAGGGGCAGCAGCGGGAGCGGCGCGGGGCGGAGUGGUGCGAGCAGCCAGGAGCGGCCCGGAGCGGCCCGGCGUGGCGGCGGCGGCGACGCCAGAGCCAGUGGGCGCCGUUUGCGAGGCCGCCGCAGGGCGCCUGGCCGCAGCGCGGGGAUCCCUGGGGGCGGGAGGCCGCCGCGGCCGCCAUGCCGCUGCUCUUCCUCGAGCGCUUCCCUUGGCCCAGCCUCCGCACCUACACGGGCCUCAGCGGCCUGGCCCUGAUCGGCACCAUCGUCAGCGCCUACCGCGCCCUCAGCCAGCCCGAGGCCGGGCCCGGCGAACCGGAGCCGCUAACGGCCCAGUUGCAGCCCGACGCGCCCGCCCCACUGGCCGCCGGGAGCCCGCGGGCCCGCGACGUGGCCCAGUACCUGCUCUCGGACAGCCUGUUCGUGUGGGUGCUGGUAAAUACUGCUUGCUGCGUUUUGAUGUUGGUGGCUAAGCUUAUCCAAUGUAUUGUGUUUGGCCCUCUUCGAGUGAGUGAGAGACAGCACCUCAAAGACAAGUUUUGGAAUUUUAUUUUCUACAAGUUCAUUUUCAUUUUUGGUGUGCUGAAUGUUCAGACUGUGGAAGAGGUGGUCAUGUGGUGCCUCUGGUUUGCUGGACUUGUUUUUCUGCAUCUGAUGGUUCAGCUCUGCAAGGACCGAUUUGAAUAUCUUUCCUUUUCUCCCACCACACCAAUGAGCAGCCAUGGGAGAGUCCUGGCUCUGUUGAUUGCUAUGCUGCUUUCCUGCUGUGGAUUAGCGGUUGUCUGUUGUGUCACAGGCUACACCCAUGGCAUGCAUACCUUGGCUUUCAUGGCUGCAGAGUCUCUUCUUGUGACAGUGAGGACUGCUCAUGUAAUUUUACGAUAUGUAAUUCACCUCUGGGACCUCAACCAUGAAGGGACCUGGGAAGGAAAGGGAACUUACGUUUACUACACUGAUUUUGUCAUGGAGCUCACUCUCCUGUCACUGGACCUCAUGCACCACAUUCACAUGUUGUUAUUUGGCAAUAUCUGGUUAUCCAUGGCCAGUCUGGUCAUCUUUAUGCAGCUGCGUUACCUGUUCCAUGAGGUACAACGUCGAAUUCGCCGGCACAAGAACUAUCUGCGUGUGGUCGGGAACAUGGAAGCCAGGUUUGCGGUUGCAACUCCAGAGGAGCUGGCUGUCAAUAAUGAUGACUGUGCAAUCUGCUGGGACUCCAUGCAGGCUGCAAGGAAGCUGCCCUGCGGACAUCUUUUCCACAACUCCUGCCUUCGUUCCUGGCUAGAACAAGAUACCUCCUGUCCAACAUGCAGAAUGUCUCUUAAUAUUGCCGAUAAUAAUCGUGCCAGGGAAGACCAUCAAGGAGAGAAUUUGGAUGAGAAUUUAGUUCCUGUAGCAGCUGCUGAAGGCAGACCUCGCUUAAACCAGCAUAAUCACUUCUUCCACUUUGAUGGGUCCCGGAUUGCGAGCUGGCUGCCAAGUUUUUCAGUUGAAGUGAUGCACACUACCAACAUUCUUGGCAUUACACAGGCAAGCAACUCCCAGCUUAAUGCAAUGGCUCAUCAGAUUCAGGAGAUGUUCCCCCAGGUUCCAUACCACCUCGUGCUGCAGGACCUCCAGCUGACACGCUCAGUUGAAAUAACAACAGACAACAUCUUAGAAGGACGGAUUCAAGUACCUUUUCCCACUCAGCGAUCAGAUAGCAUUAGGCCUUCACUGAACAGCCCAUUGGAAAGGUCCAGUGCUGACCAGGAAGAGGGAGCAGUCUCUCCUCAGACUGAGCCUGUGCCACUGGACCUCAGCCCUCGCCUGGAAGAGACCUCGGACUUCAGUGAGAUGGAAGUGGAGUCCAAUGAGGUGGAAGACUUUGAGGCCCGAGGGAGCCGCUUCUCCAAGUCUGCUGAUGAGAGACAGAGAAUGUUAGUCCAACGUAAAGAUGACCUGCUACAGCAAGCACGGAAGCGAUUCUUGAACAAAAGUUCUGAAGAUGACACGGCCUCAGAGAGCCUCCCCGCUUCGGAAGGCUUGUCUUCUGACCCGGUGACCCUGCGCCGGAGGAUGCUGGCUGCUGCUGCUGAACGGAGACUUCAGAAGCAGCAGACCUCCUAGCACUUCCUCCCUUCCUCAGCCGCCUCCUCCUAAUCCCUGCGCCCAACUGGAAGAGGCCUGCCCCAGUUCCGCCUGCUGAGACGGGCUUGACUGCAAUGCCGCUGUAUAAAGCAUGUGGUCUUAAUAGUGUUUGGACAGCUGACAGAUUUAAUCCUUCUUUGUAAUACUUUCUAUGUGAUGUUUUCUCUGCCCCUUGGAAACACUGCACAUUUUAACUCCAGGCAUGAUCUCGUCUGGUGUUGACUGGACUUCUUGGGGAUGGGGGAUAAGCAGGAGGAGUGGGCAACCACCUGCCUGUGGCAGGCACCUUCAAUUUCUGCUUUGUGCAUUAAGUCACAACAGAUGCUGGCAUUCUUGGUGCCACGACUGGCAGGAAGCGGGUGCACUGGGGGAGGACACCUAAUAGCAGUGAGGUAGGUAGGGACACUGCAGGAGCCCAGCGCCACACCACAGGAGACCAAGGGAGUCCAUCUGUUGUCAACGGUUCUCCUUUGUGAGGAAGCAUUCAGAAUGAUCUAGAGGCCAGACUCACAGGCUCCUGGACCUCUGUGUCAGCAGAGCAUCUAUAAAGAACUGGUUUGCUACCUGGAGCAGAAGGGGAGGCAGGGCUGAGGAGUGAGGGGAGUCCCUUUUCUUUCUCAAGACGCUUUGCGACUGACCUGAGCCCCCAACCACAGCUGGCUUUACUGCUAUUCACUCUGGUGCUCUUGCAUCACACAAGCUUGUCCCUGGGUGUCCUUCCUCCUUUUUCUUCCCCAUUUCCUGCCCCCUUUGGACAUGGGAAGAGGUUAAAAGCAAGCUUUGCUUCUAGUUUUAAUUUCUUGGUCAAGUAAAUUAGGCAGUGGCAAAGCCUAUGGGUUUGGUCCUUGGAGAAGGUGUGGGUCUUGCCAGAUGGGGAGAGUAAGUUUUGGAGGGCAUUAUUGAAGAAGUAAGAUAACUUUUGUAUCUUUCUUCCCUGGAGCCCUUCCUUUUUAUCACUUUGUUUCUGUUGGUUAAUUAAACAUGGAAAGAUGUUGACUCUACAUGCAUUCGGGCAGACUAAGUCCCAAAUCUCAAAUUCUUCACACAUUUAACUUUAAGGAUUUGAAACAUGCAGUCAUAGGUUACAUAAUCACUUUUAGGUCCCAUUGGAUUUUUUUUUUUUUUUAUGUUUUAAAGCAUAGUUUUAUGGUAGUCCUUUUGGGAACAAUCCAGUAUUAUCUAAAAUUAUUG